This is a messenger RNA of Prunus armeniaca (apricot), 1701 nucleotides long. The record is from the annotation of a GenBank genome assembly. NCBI's taxonomy places the organism in Eukaryota, Viridiplantae, Streptophyta, Magnoliopsida, Rosales, Rosaceae.
AUGACAUUUGAUCCUGGCCAACUUCUUAGUCGCAAAUCAUCCACUCCGUCGGUGGUGUCUAAUGCUAAUGGUACCCCCUCCCCUGUGGUUGGGGAGGGCUCUCUAUCUCUCUCUACUUCCCUACAUCUGGAUUCUAACAUCCUCACAAAAAAGGUGAUUGAUACUUUACUGGAGCUGAAGCGGGCAAAAUCUCAUAAAACGAUUCAAUUUCCUCCUCCUGAUUUUGACCGCGUGGAGACAACGGAUCGUUUUCUUCUGAUGACCAGUCGCCAUUCGACAGCGAUCAGUCACCAGAAGAAAAUGAUUCGUUGUCUCCACGCGGUCAAAAUCAGGAGGAGGAAAUUGAACCGUUUCAUGAGAUUUUGCCCGCUUCAGCUCCAGUACCGCACCAAUCACCUGCUAAGGAAGUCAUUCAGAAGGCACAGAGCCUACAUAUCAGCUCCAGAAAGAAAGAACCGUGGUAAACCUCGAGUACAAUAUGAAACAGAUCUUAAAGCCAAAGGGAAAUACCCCAUCAAUGAUUAUAUAUCUCUCAGCAGAUUAUCAGAGUCACGUGUGCACUAUAUGAAGCAGUUGGCUGACAUAUUUGUCCCCAACAGUGUAACUGAAGCGCUAGCAGACCCAAAAUGGAAAGAAGCAAUGAAUGAAGAAAUGCGAGCUCUCCAAAAGAAUGUCACAUGGGAACUCGUGCCCCUACCUCAUGGAAAGAAGACAGUAGGAUGCAGGUGGAUUUAUACUGUGAAACUCAAAGCAGAUGGAUCCGUUGAAAGAUAUAAAGCUAGAUUGGUGGCGAAGGGCUACACACAAAGAUAUGAGAUAGACUACGAGGAGACCUUUGCCCCAGUAGCCAAGAUUAACACUAUUAGAGUCCUAUUGUCUCUAGCGGCAAAUCUCGAUUGGCCACUACAUCAGUUUGAUGUCAAAAAUGCAUUCUUACAUGGAGACUUGGAAGAAGAAGUAUAUAUGGACUUACCCCUAGGAUGUAAUUCAGCUCAUGACAAGAAAAAUCAAAGUAAUUCAGAUCACACCCUGUUCUUGAAGCGUGAUGAAGGAGAACUUACUGCAUUGAUUGUUUAUGUAGAUGACAUAAUCUAUGUAAUGGAUCUACUCACAGAAACAGGAAUGCUUGGAUGUAAGCCUGCUGACACACCCAUUGAGAUUAAUCACAAGUUGUGUGAAGACAUGGACCAAGAACCAACCAAUAAGGAACAGUACCAACGCCUUGUUGGAAGGUUGAUAUACCUAGCACACACAAAACCAGAUAUUGCAUAUGUGGUGAGUGUGGUUAGUCAGUUUAUGCAUUCGCCCAGUGUCUUUCACAGGAAUGCAGUUGAUCGGAUCUUAAGAUACUUAAAGUCAGCACAUGGGGAAGGAUUAAUGUUCUCAAAAAAUGGAGAUCUUGAAGUUGUUGGAUAUACAGAUGUUGAUUGGGCUGAUUCCAUUACAGAUAAACGCUCUACUUUUGGUUACUUUACAUUCGUGGGAGGUAACCUAGUCACUUGGCGGAGUAAAAAGCAAAAUGUGGUUUCUCGGUCUAGUGCAGAAGCAGAGUAUCGAGGAAUGGCUCACGGAGUUUGUGAAUUAUUGUGGAUCAGAAGACUCUUGACAGAAUUGGGCUUCAAGCCAGAAAAGCCAUUGGAGUUGCAUUGUGACAACAAGCCAGCUAUCGAUAUUGCCCAUAAUCCAGUUCAACAUGAUUGA